AUGUAUCGAGAAUGCUUUGCACCUCAGCACGAAGCCCACCGCGAUCGGGGCCACGGGCUGCGCGCGCUGUCAUCUACGUGCGCGGCUUAUUUGGGGAAUCUACCUGGCAUCACGGCGGACGGCUUGCGCCGUAGUCCUCUUUCGUCGGAUUGUUUCCAGCCCAGCAGAGUGAGCGGCUUCGCAUAG
This is a messenger RNA of Amoebophrya sp. A25, 186 nucleotides long. The record is from the annotation of a GenBank genome assembly. NCBI's taxonomy places the organism in Eukaryota, Dinophyceae, Syndiniales, Amoebophryaceae.